ACCAGAUCUGGCAGCCCUGCAGCACAUGCUGUGCCGACUUCUGUUGCCUUUUAUCAGCUUUUAUUUUCGCUUCAAAGUGAAAUACUAAACAAUUUGUUGCUGCCCGCACUGCAUUUAAAAUGAGUGAGUUUGAAACAUGGCUAAAUAAUCAGCUUAGGCUGCUCAACACAGAUGAAGGUGUGUUUGGUGCAUACAUAAUUGGAAUAUUGGAAGGCGAGGAAGAAACCAAAGAGGAGAAAAUCGAGGCACUUGAGGGCAUACUCAGUGAAACAGGCUCUUCUAACAUUGAAGAGCUGGUGGCCAGCAUACUGCAAAAAUGGCUACAGAGUCAUCCCAGUGCCGAUGAGCCGCCCAAGAAGGGUCUGGACAUUGACGUCAAUGCUCAGCUGGCCAAGUUGCUGGAGCAACAGAAGCUACAACCCGCCGCCAAAGAGCGUGAAUACACCGAAGAGGAGCGUCGCAUUAAGCAACAGAUACUGGCGCAAUAUUCACAGACCGCCGUUAGUGAAGAGGAAGAAGAUGAUACGGAUGGCGAAAGUGCCGAACCAAGUGGAUCUGGCUUUAUGGCACCCAAUACCAAUAAGUCCGAUGUGCAGAACCUGGCGAAGGAGAAGCGGGAACAAGCGCGCCAAGACAGUGCGGCUAAAAAGCAAAAGGACAAGGAAGAUCGUGAGAAACAGAAACAACUGCGCGAAGAAAAGAAGGAGAAACGCAAAACGGUCAAAGGCGAACGUCGUCGGUAACCGACCAAACCAACCGUCCGUUCCGGCUUAAACUCGUUG
Drosophila innubila is the source of this 782-nucleotide messenger RNA. Its product is annotated as coiled-coil domain-containing protein 43. The coding region runs from base 120 to 743 and encodes 207 amino acids. The transcript has 3 exons. NCBI's taxonomy places the organism in Eukaryota, Metazoa, Arthropoda, Insecta, Diptera, Drosophilidae. The record is from RefSeq and is a predicted model, not a curated record.